Hymenoscyphus albidus is the source of this 1979-nucleotide messenger RNA. Lineage: Eukaryota; Fungi; Ascomycota; Leotiomycetes; Helotiales; Helotiaceae. The record is from the annotation of a GenBank genome assembly.
AUGCUUCUGGGGUCUCAGCACACCGAAUUCAAGAGAGCCCAGCUUUAUUCUCGAACGGCGGCCCUCAUCGAUCGGCAAAUCAUACAGCGCCACAGAGGCGAGGAUUUUCAAAGUGUUUCUGUGGAAGAUGUCGAAGACAUCAUCGCCGAUUUUUUGACCCCGGUGCUGUCACACACAAAGGAGCGUCUCGGAGAGAAAAGAGUCCUUUCGGAGACAUAUAAGACAAGUUUUGUUCUGACAGUGCCCGCGAUGUGGUGUGAAGAAUUCUCUCGGAGGGUCAUGGAAAAUGCUUUGGCCACAGCGGUCCGAAAAUCUGGGUUGACGAAAUUGCCAUUUAGUCAAGUUCCUGACAUAUUCUUCACCUUAGAACCUGAUGCAGCAGCAAACUUUAUAGUUGCAUCCUGGCCAGAAAACUUUCGAGUAAGUGCCAAAUUCCAGUAGUUGAUGUUGCACAAUUGACAAAAGUAGUCCUCUGAAACAAUUGUGAUUCUCGACUGCGGUGGUGGAACUGUGGAUGUUGGAGCCUACGAUCUUUCAGUGGAACGACUUUUGAGAACAAAGCAGGCUGUCUGUGAUCCAAUUGGCAAAUCUUUCCCUCCAAUAGCCCCCACGAAACAAAUUAACGUUGGAGUAGGGGACAACUGUGGCUCGAACUUUUUGAAUGUCAAUUUUGAGAGUUUGAUAAGGCAAAAGUUGGCGUCAGAAGACUACCUUCAUGAUAUAGAAAGUUCUGUGGGAAAACUAGUCUAUGAUUUUGAGAUUCGCCACAAAAGAAGUCAGGAGUUCAGGGACAAGAGAAAAAAGUUUUACGUCCAAGGAUUGAGGCCUUGCAGCGAAAGAAGCUUUUUGCAGAACUACGUCGUUCUCUCAAAGUAUGGUUAGACACCCUCACGAUGUAUUGAUACUAAGAUCUUUCUCUAGCGAAGAGAUGAGGAAGGAAAUCUUUGAGCCUAUUGUGAGAAGGGUUGAAGCCCUCUUGCAAACAAUCCUUCAGAGAUGUCUUCACGCGAAUAAGCGGAUAAAGGUGAGUUAUCCACCAUGGAACACAAUACUCUGAUACUGAUGAAUCGUCGAUUAGCAAGUAUUUUUGGUUGGUGGGUUUGGGGCAUCGCCAUAUCUACGCGUACGGCUGAGUGAAUUUCUCAGAGAGUUUGCCAAUGACUCAAACCUAGUGUACCAGGUUAGCUUGGUUCAUACUUCCCCCGAUGACAGGUGAGUCUGAUGACUGAUAAUCAUGAAUAUCAGAAUACAGCUCUAAUGUAAAGUAGCGCGUCAGCAAUUUCUUCGGGUGCACUGAUUCGCGAUUAUCGUAUGGAGAGGAAAAAAGUGCUUGGGCCAAAGAGAAGGGCCGCUAUGAGUCUUGGAAUACUCAGGUUGGAGGAUCCAAACAAAAGGCAUCCUGGGCACCGUGGAUAUAUUCCAAAGUACGAUGAGUCGGGAAGUGGAACCAAGCAUGUGCAAACAAUUGACUGGUUUGUCUGUGAGGUAAGCUCAUUGAUGCCAAUACUGGUACCUAGUAGCCGACAGCUGACUUAAUAGGGAACAACCCUUGAAGAAGAUUGCGAAUUGACCCGGUUCCAGUGCGGGCAUGAAUUUGAGGCCAUAAACAAGGAACUACGGUGUGAAGAAGUCAUCUUCUGGAAGAAAGGGUCAGCAAAAUCCCACUUCCAUAUCGACGCCCAACACAAUAGGGGUAAGUGAUUGUGUGUUUAUUUCCUAAAUACAAGAAAUUCUAUAAAGUAAAUUUUGAAAUACUAACACAAUGAUACCCAGGCGCGAAACGCAUCCUUGAGAUUUGCACAUCUCUUGGAAGCACUCCAAAAGGCAUGGUUCAGAGAACAGACUACCAAACUUUCACGAACGAUCUUGUAGUGUCCAUGAAGGGAAGAAAACUCCGCUUCGAAAGCUGGUUCGAAGGAGCUCUACUCAAGUCGCAGGAUAUCAGCAUCGCAUCUGUGUUUGAGCCCGGAACUUUGUGA